AUGCUUUUAUCUCUGGAAGUUCAGAAAUCUUCUCCGGUGUACCGUUCCGCUAGGUCACUGCGAGAGGAAAGCCCGCCGCACCUUUGGACCUCCUCGGUCGCAGCAUACUGUUUCAGAUGCUCUUUCUGCUCAUUGUUCAAUCGCAUUGCAUCUAUUUACACUGCCGUCACAAUGAACGAAUACCUAUCUAUCUAUCUAUCUAUCUAUCUAUCUAUCUAUCUAUCUAUCUAUCUAUCUAUGUUUCUUCCCUAUCUAUCUAUCGAUCUAAUUUUGUCUAAUCACAUUUUUAUUUCUCUCAAUUUAAUAUCUAUUCAUUUAUGUCACUGUUCAUAUCUAUCUAUCUAUCUAUCUAUCUAUCUAUCUAUCUAUCUAUCUAUCUAUGUCACUAUUCAUAUCUAUCUAUCUAUCUAUCUAUCUAUCUAUCUAUCUAUGUCACUAUUCAUAUCUAUCUAUCUAUCUAUCUAUCUAUCUAUCUAUGUCACUGUUAUCUAUCUAUCUAUCUAUCUAUCUAUCUAUCUAUGUCACUGUUCAUAUCUAUCUAUCUAUCUAUCUAUCUAUCUAUCUAUCUAUCUAUGUCACUGUUCAUAUCUAUCUAUCUAUCUAUCUAUCUAUCUAUCUAUCUAG
Molecule: messenger RNA, 624 nt
Organism: Acanthosepion pharaonis
Lineage: Eukaryota; Metazoa; Mollusca; Cephalopoda; Sepiida; Sepiidae
Source: the annotation of a GenBank genome assembly